Toxotes jaculatrix (banded archerfish) is the source of this 4431-nucleotide messenger RNA. RefSeq names its product lamin-A-like. The record is from RefSeq and is a predicted model, not a curated record. The transcript has 13 exons. Lineage: Eukaryota; Metazoa; Chordata; Actinopteri; Toxotidae. The coding region runs from base 264 to 2213 and encodes 649 amino acids.
UGCUCUGUGUGUGCACACAGUCUAGCCUGACUCCUCCUCAUUACCCCACCCUCCCCCUCUCUUGUGCUCCCGCCUCUCUCCCUCUUCACCAGUAGGUACAUGUGCAGUGAGCGACAGCUAGAAAAGCAGUUCAGGGCACCAGCCAAAGGCGCACACACCCACCCGCAGAGAGCAAGACUGCAUUAUUCAACGGAUCCUCUUCUCUACACUCCUCUGGGCCAGUGACUCACCCCCUCUGCACCUCUUGCUGAGCCAUUAUUGCCAUGGAAACCCCGAGCCAGAAACGCACUAGUCGUGGUCCCACCACCUCCCUCUCGCCGGCCCGCAUCACCAGGCUGCAGGAGAAGGAGGACCUGUGCAACCUCAAUGACCGCCUGGCAGUAUACAUCGACAAGGUGCGUUCACUGGAGGCGGAGAACGCCGGACUGCGGCUUCGCAUCACUGAGUCUGAGUCCUCGGUCAGCCGUGAUCUGUCGGGCAUGAAGGCAGCCUAUGAGACGGAGCUGGCCGACGCCCGCAAGACCCUGGACCAGGUGGCCAAGGAGCGAGCACGCCUGCAGCUGGAGCUGGGCAAGAUCAGGGAGGAGCACAAGGAACUCAAAGCCAGGAACAAUAAGAAGGAGUCUGACCUUGAGGCAGCUCUGGCCAGACUGAGGGACCUUGAGGCCCUGCUGAACUCUAAAGAUGCUUCCCUCAGCACUGCCUUGGGAGAGAAGCGGGCCCUGGAGGCUGAGGUGAAGGACCUCAAGGCCCAGCUGGCCAAGUUGGACGGCAACUUAGCUGAUGCCAAGAGGCAGCUGCAGGAUGAGAUGUUGAGGAGAGUGGACGCUGAGAACCGACUGCAGACCCUGAAGGAGGAGCUGGAGUUCCAGAAGAACAUCUACAACGAGGAGCUACGUGAGUCCAAGCGUCGGUAUGAAUCUCGGAUGGUCGAGAUUGACAGCGGACGCCAGCAGGAGUUUGAGAGCAAGCUGGCCGAGGCCCUCUCCGAACUGAGAGCCCAGCACGAGGCUCAGGUCCUCCUCUACAAGGAGGAGCUGGAGAAGACCUACCACUCUAAGCUGGAGAACGCCCGUCAGUCAGCUGACAGGAACAGCCACUUGGUGGGAGCUGCCCAUGAAGAGCUUCAGCAGACCCGUGUUCGACUAGAGGGCAUGUCAGGCCAGCUCAGCCAGCUGCAGAAACAGCUGACAGCAAGUGAGGCCAAGGUGCGGGAGCUGGAGGAGGCUCUGGCGCGGGAACGGGACCUGAUGAGGCGGCGGCUGGAGGAUAAAGAGCGGGAGAUGGCCGAGAUCCGAGCACGAAUGCAGCAGCAGCUGGACGACUACCAGGAGCUGCUGGACAUCAAACUGGCCCUGGACAUGGAGAUUAACGCUUACAGGAAGCUGCUGGAGGGAGAGGAGGAGAGGCUGCGUCUGUCACCCAGCCCUCCACCCACCAAGGUCACAGUCACACGGACCUCAGGCUCAGGCCACGGCCACACCAGCCGCCUUCUCCACUCCUCAACCACCGCCUCUAGCAGCCGCAACUCCUCCGGCACGGCCAGCACCAAGAAGCGCCGCCUCAAUGACAACGACAGCGAGACCUCCAGCAUGGUGGGGGGCACUGUGACCAAGACUCGCAUUAGUCAACAUGCCUCAGCCAGCGGCCGCAUCACUGUAGAAGAGGUAGACCUGGAGGGCAAAUACAUCCGUCUCAGCAACAAGGCCGAUGAGGAUCAACCACUGGGCAACUGGCAGGUAAAGAGACAAGUUGGGAACUCCAGCCCCAUCGUCUACAAGUUUCCGCCUAAGUUCACCCUGAAGGCUGGAGGAACUGUGACUAUCUGGGCUGCAUCUGGUGGUGGAACCCACAACCCUCCCACUGACCUUCUGUGGAAGACCCAGAACUCCUGGGGCACCGGUGACCUCCUGCAGACCAUCCUUAUCAGUGCCAAUGGAGAGGAAAUGGCCAUGAGGAAAGUGACUCGCACUCUAUUCCACGAUGAUGAAGAUGAUGACAUGGGAGCUCACAGCACGAGCGGUGCAGAUAACGAGUACAACCUGCGGAGCCGCACAGUGAUCUGCGACUCCUGCGGGCAGCCGUCGGAGCGCGGCUCAGGUGUUUGCAGCAGCGGGGGUCUACCUGAAGGCCUCGUGGGACAUUCCUUCUUCAUGGGCACCAAUGAGCCCAGACAGGGUCGCGUGAAGCCGGAGAACUGCUCCAUCAUGUAACAGCACCUUACCUGAACCCACCACCUCCUGUAGCCCACAUAGGAGAAUCAUUUUCUACCAUUGAGACAUUUGUCUUUAUUUUUUUAUAUGGUCUUAUUUUGUAUUCAGAUUAAUCUGCAGGUUAGAUUUGCUUAAAGGUUUUGGCAAAGGGCACAGGAUUUUCAUAUUCAGCUUUUGAGUUUGUGUAUUCAAGUUACAUUAUUGCAUGUGUUCCGUGCUAAUGCUUGUACUGUAUUCUGCUCUGCUUGCACACUCACAGUUAUACACACACAGAGCUCCAUUGACCAGUGCUUGUGCUUCGAUCCAAGCUGGGGUUUCACAUUUAAUGGCCAGGCUGUCAACACUCAACACGCACAGCUAGUGAACCCUGUCAGGAAUACAGCCAUACAGACAACAGGAAAAUGAGUCCUGUGGGGUUUGGUAAUCAUGUUUAUCUCCCAUCAAACAGAGAAAAUCUUUAUUUAAAGAUGCUGGUUAUGUUUACAAUAGAAAUUUAUUUGCCUUGUUUUUUGAAACCAUAUUGUGCUAUCUUUAUAUUAUACAGAGAAAAUAAACUAACAAAGCUUUUUCUUGAAAAUUGUCCAAAAAAAGCCAAAGUACUGUUAACUCAGGGUGUACAGCAGGAUGUGGUUGUUUUUAUCCACCUUAGCCUUAAACAAACAUGUUGUAGUACAUUUUCCAUGUGGAUUUAGAUCUCAUGGUUGGGCAGCUGUGGUGCACACAGAGAAAAUAAUUGUUGAAUAUUUUGAAUUGAAUAUAAAAGAUGAAUAUAUUUUUUUUCUUCAACUCACAGCUUGGCCCCAGAGAAAUGUAUUUGGUUAUACUUUUGAAAGUGUGGAAUGGAAUUACUGUUUGCUGGAUAAGUUGAAUGUACCUGCUUAAAUGAGGUUCAAGAGUGUCUCGGCUAGAUGUACAUUUAAAUGUGUUGCCUUAUCUUUAAGUAAGUUCAGAGGUGUUUUGUCAUGAUGACAGAAAAGUGUAGAGUUUGCUGUCUACCUGGGGAAAUUUCAGGAGUAGGAACUACACUUCUUUACUGACAAAUUUGGUGCCAUAUAUACAGUAUAUAUUUAUGAGAAUUCUUAGCCUAUUAAACCAAAUCAGAUCAAUGCUGCUUUUUAGAGCGUGCAACAGUAGUUUUUGGAAACAUUUUAACAAGCUUUGGUUUUUUUCACAGAUUAAAAAUACAAAUGUGCCUUCAGAGAACAGGAAAAAAAGGCGUCAACAAUCACUGUUCUUUGCUCACAUGCCUCGUAAUGCAGUCUUGUGACUGUCAGCUGUCCUCUGAUUUGUGUGGCUCCUAAAACUGGUCAUAAGGGCGUUUUUUUUUUUUUUUCUUUUCCUUUUCCUCUAAGCUUACUGGCUUUGUAAAUCCCCAGGCAUGAUUUUGGGAUCUUAGUAAGACUGUGGGUCUGUAGACUUUGUGACUUUGGCUUUACUGCUUUUAUUGAGGGCCUUGCCAAUUAUGCACAGCAGGUAGAUUUAUACUGUAGUCUGGCAGCUUAAGUCAUUUAUACUCCAGAGAAAAGCAUAUCAAAGCGUUUAUGGAAAAUACUUGAUUGCUGUUUUUGGUAUUUUUUGUUUUACUUGCUCGAUGGUAUCUCUGCCGUAUUAGAUUUUUUUUUUUUUUUUGCUUUAAUUAGAUGUCUUAUUUUGACAGUAUGAUCCCCAAAGUGCCUUAAAAGGUCCAUGACAAUCGUUAGAGAGCUGAUGUUGAUGUUAAGUAUUUGGCCUCUUUGACACAGAUUUACAGUUGACACAGACAUAGUAUUUAUCUCAUAUGUACAUGUAAAUGUACAUGUUACGAGACAUGAUUAGUGGAUGUAUUUGUGUACUGUGUGCACAACUAUUAAUUCAGUGAUCCCUUCAGUGUUCUUCAGAGGCCUGUUUGACAGAAAAACAUUAAUAACUCUUUAACAUUUAUAUGCAAUGUUAGUUCACGUUCAUGACAAUCCAGGACACUUAGAAACGCAGAUUCAAACCACAGAUGUGUUGUAUGUGACUAAAACACUUUGAAGGACUUGAGGAUUUAAAAUGUUACCAAAAGGGAUUUGUUGUUGCAAGUCUUUAAUGCCAAAGUUGUGAUUAGCUUGAAGUGGGAUUUGUGUCAUAUCUAUCACAAUGAUGCUAUUAACAUUAUGGACAUUACAUUCAGUUGAUGUAAUGAAUGUCUUUUUUUUUCUAACAAAUAAUGCUGAGUAAAACCCUUUUUUUUUCAGUG